This is a messenger RNA of Calypte anna (Anna's hummingbird), 951 nucleotides long. It is a transcript of the gene PSMB1, whose product is annotated as proteasome subunit beta 1. Gene Ontology annotation, cellular component: proteasome core complex. Bases 278 to 886 code for a protein of 202 amino acids. The transcript is spliced from 5 exons. The record is from RefSeq and is a predicted model, not a curated record. NCBI's taxonomy places the organism in Eukaryota, Metazoa, Chordata, Aves, Apodiformes, Trochilidae.
CCGCCAUCUUCACUGAGAGCCCCUCUGUGUGUGUGUGUCGGGGGCUGAACUGUGAGGGAAAAGCUUUAGGCGGUGUCGGUAUCGGUACCGGGCGGGGGGGGGCGGUUGGGCUCAGAGGAACCGCCAGGAGCGAGGGGAGGAGGGGGGGUGUAGGCAGGGCGGCUCAGAGCUUCGAAGUCCUCCAGAGCAGUCGAGACGAGUCCGCCCGCGGUGUAGCUCUGCCAGAGCGGCGCUUCCGGCUGUGUCCGCCGCCAUAUUGCGGUGAGGCAGCACCGGGAUGAUGCUGUCGCUCGGUGCUUAUCCCCCUGACAGGGCCCAGAGCCGCUACGGGCUCGGCCCCGCCGUGCAGCACCGCUUCUCGCCGUACACCUUCAAUGGAGGAACAGAACAAACAGUUAUUGGAUGUGCUGGUUUCCAUGGCGACUGCCUCACCCUGACCAAAAUCAUUGAAGCCAGACUGAAGAUGUACAAACAUUCCAACAACAAGACCAUGACCACAGGGGCCAUUGCUGCCAUGCUCUCCACAAUCCUCUACUCCAGGAGGUUCUUCCCUUACUAUGUCUACAACAUCAUUGGGGGGCUGGAUGAGGAAGGGAAAGGAGCAGUUUAUAGCUUUGAUCCAGUGGGCUCCUACCAGAGAGAUUCCUACAAAGCAGGUGGCUCAGCCAGUGCCAUGCUGCAGCCCUUGCUUGAUAACCAGAUUGGCUUCAAGAACAUGCAGAAUGUGGAACAUCUUCCUCUGACCCUGGAAAAGGCUUUGCAGCUGGUGAAAGAUGUCUUCAUUUCUGCUGCUGAGAGAGAUGUCUACACUGGGGAUGCCCUUAAGAUUUGCAUUGUCACAAAAGAUGGGAUUAAAGAGGAAACUUUCCCAUUAAGGAAGGACUAACUCAGUUCACUUGUAACCUGUGCUGAGAAGACAUUUGUCUUAUUAAAAUCUGUCAAGAAAUUGGA